Messenger RNA from Salmo salar (Atlantic salmon), 2459 nucleotides. It is a transcript of the gene ube2f, whose product is annotated as ubiquitin-conjugating enzyme E2F (putative). Lineage: Eukaryota; Metazoa; Chordata; Actinopteri; Salmoniformes; Salmonidae. The record is from RefSeq and is marked provisional.
CAGAGUUGUUACAGCUGAUUGUCAGCUUUUUUACAUUUCAGUAUUAACAUUUCUCAUUAUAUAUUUGAGAGGUUGUUUGGCGACGGAAAUUUUGUUUUAAUCUGUCGCUGCAGGUGCAGCAAGAGGCUUAAUUCCGAGUGUCGUUGAUUAUGGUGUAGAGGAAGCGUUUCUCUGAGACAGCAGGAGAGAGCGUAGGGUAGCCAUGCUGACGUUGGCCAGUAAGCUGAAGAGGGACGAGGGGGUGAAGACUGGCAGGGCCCCUGGGGGCCCCUCCGACUCCUCUCACAGGGUCUCUAUCAGGGACCGGCUGCUCAUCAAAGAAGUUGCAGAACUUGAAGCCAACCUUCCUAGUACGUGUAAAGCCAGCUUCCCUGAUGAGAACAAGCUACAUCACUUUCAGCUGGCUGUCUCUCCAGAUGAAGGCUACUACCAGAGUGGAAAAUUCCAGUUUGAAAUAAACGUCCCUGAAGCUUACAACAUGGUGCCUCCCAAAGUGAAAUGUCAGACCAGAAUAUGGCACCCCAACAUCGCUGAGACGGGGGAGAUCUGUUUGAGUUUGUUGCGGGAGCACUCUAUCGACGGCACUGGCUGGGCCCCUACGAGAACAUUAAAGGAUGUAGUCUGGGGAUUGAACUCCUUGUUUACCGAUCUACUGAACUUCGAUGACCCAUUGAACAUCGACGCGGCCGAGCAUCAUCUGCGCGAUAAGGAGGAUUUCCGGAAUAAGGUUCAAGAUUACAUCAAGCACUAUGCAAGAUGAUGACUGCGUCAGCUGCGCCGGCUGCCUGCAACCCCCCCUUUCUUCGACUGCGCAGCUGAACCCCGCCCCCUAACGUCUCGUCAACCAACCAACCGCUGCACAUUGCUGACACGCCCUGACUGCAAUACGAUGACGCUGAAAGAAAAAAAAGAUUUACAAGAAAAAUUGUUUUUUAAAAGUUUGAGGGAUUAUGCUUUAAUUGCCCUGAGUGGCCUAGAGUAAUCAUGCUGCGUCACCGCAGGGAUUGUCCAAUGACGGGGCCUCUCUGUGUGUCUGAGCCAAUAAUAGUGAGCGCAUGUGGCAGUGAGGACCCGGGAUUUAACCAAUCCACUUAGCUGUUAUUUAAGAAUUGACGAAUCAAAGAGAGAGAUUAUCUGUUAGUGUUUCUCAGUUCUAGUGCCUGCCAUGUCUGGUUGCAAAGGAAAUGCACACGAGCGCACACACACACACAGAAUCCCUUCACGCACAUUGAAAAGCAAACACACUCAACUAGUUACUCACAACACACAGCACUUGGUUGUGCAUGCACACCCACCCAGCCACACAGAAACACACACAGCUGGAAAAACAACAUCUCUGUUAUGUCACUCAUUCAAGGCCUGCACUCCCCCGCCCACACCCACCUCAUCAGACAGCAUGUGAAUGACAAGUGCCACCGACCCAGUCAGUCCCCAUUCUAGUGUCCACUUCACUCAGCGUACGUCUGAAAUGGCACCCCUGUAUAUUACCCUACUUUUGACAAGAGCCCUAUAGGCCCUGGUCAGAAGUAGUGCACUACAUAGGGAAUAGGGUACCACUUCCUGUCUGUUCUGUUCACUCAUCCACAGGGGGCACACAAUUUACCGGUGCCCCAGACACACUGUAACACUGUCCAGAUGAAGCUCCUAGGAAAAGACUCAAGCUGUACCACAGUACAAGUUCUACCACCACACCUGAACCUUGACCUUAUCUCAGCUCCCCUGACCUCUGGGGAAGCCAAACGUAGAGGGCACUGUGCCUCUGAAAGUCUGUCUGUCUUGCUCCAUCCCUCCAUCCUGACAUUUCUCCCUCCACUCUCUUAGGCCCCACCACACUCAUGCAUUCUCCUCUGCCCCCAUGGAGGUAGGGGGAAUACGAGGGCUCUCUUCUCUGCUAGGUUGUGUAUGAGAGUCCUCUGUUGUGAGGCAAGUGAGGUGUCUAAAGGGAAGGGCCUGUGGUCUCCUCUGUAUGCAUGUCCUCAUGUGUCUGAAUGUCCCCCUCUAUGUGUGUGUGUUUCUGAGAGAUAUGUAUAUCUUUGAGUGUGUGGGUUUGUUGCUUGGCUUUGCCUGGGCUGGCGUUGUGCCUGUAUGUGUGCAUAUUGGAACGUUAGAUUCAGUGUCAUCACUGUAUUAAAAAAUUGUAUUCACAUGUUUGCAUGAGGCAAAAUGUAUGUGACCAGGAGGUGGUGUAUUUUACAGUAGGUAUGUUAGAGGAGUGUGUGUGCGUGUGUGUGUGUGUGUGUGCGUGCGUGCGUGUUCAAAUGGACAGGGGUUCAUGUGACUUGUUUUUAGCAUGCUCUGGUUCCUAGCCCCACACUCCUUAUUUUACUGGUCCAGCUAGCCUAGUUCUCUGUGGGGCUCGGGAGGGUCUGUCUGUUCCUCAGUUUAAAUCCUCCUUUUCUUUCUCAGAUUGUAUAUCAAUUUUUUAAGAUAUAUUAAAGAGGAUAUAAUAAGGAAAAACA